ACAAUGAGUGGACGCGGCAAAGGAGGAAAAGGACUCGGUAAAGGAGGCGCUAAGCGUCACCGCAAAGUUCUCCGCGAUAACAUCCAGGGAAUCACCAAGCCCGCCAUUCGCCGUCUGGCUCGUCGCGGCGGAGUCAAGCGUAUCUCCGGCCUCAUCUACGAGGAGACUCGCGGUGUGCUCAAGGUGUUCCUGGAGAACGUCAUCCGUGACGCCGUCACCUACACCGAGCACGCCAAGAGGAAGACCGUCACCGCCAUGGACGUGGUCUACGCUCUCAAGAGACAGGGUCGCACUCUGUACGGCUUCGGCGGUUAAACCCUGGAACCUGAACGCAACACGACGCUGAAUAACACAACGGCUCUUUUAAGAGCCACACACUUUCUCUAAAAGUUUCUCAAUCUUCAGUCAAAAUGUGUCAAUUAGUAGUUCUCAUGUAAUAGUUGUA
Messenger RNA from Solea solea (common sole), 445 nucleotides. RefSeq names its product histone H4. Gene Ontology annotation, cellular component: nucleosome. NCBI's taxonomy places the organism in Eukaryota, Metazoa, Chordata, Actinopteri, Pleuronectiformes, Soleidae. Bases 4 to 315 code for a protein of 103 amino acids. The transcript has a single exon. Gene Ontology annotation, biological process: nucleosome assembly. The record is from RefSeq and is a predicted model, not a curated record. Gene Ontology annotation, molecular function: structural constituent of chromatin; protein heterodimerization activity; DNA binding.